AUGGCCGACCGAGCAUCCAUAACAUCACGCAUCGCGGUCCUCCUCAGCUCCGGCAACGAGAUGACCGAAUCUAUCAGAAAUAUGGAUGUCAUAAAAACCUCGGCCGAGGCGAUAGUACUGCAGGAUCUCCAAAAUCUCCUCGGCGUUCUCCGCUCCCUUGAAGUCGCGAUUCAAGCGCGCGAUGGGCUGUCCCAUAUCACACCGGAUACUCUCCAAGCGCUUGACGAUGCCGUUAUGCGGUGCGAGAGGAGUACCUUCAGCAAUCUGCAGUCGGAGAAGAGAGGCCACCAAGAAUCGCACCAGAAUUAG
Penicillium argentinense is the source of this 309-nucleotide messenger RNA. Its product is annotated as NACHT nucleoside triphosphatase. The coding region runs from base 1 to 309 and encodes 102 amino acids. NCBI's taxonomy places the organism in Eukaryota, Fungi, Ascomycota, Eurotiomycetes, Eurotiales, Aspergillaceae. The transcript has a single exon. The record is from RefSeq and is a predicted model, not a curated record.